AUGUCGAGUUGGGCGCGAUGGAUCACAGCAUUGUGGAGGCCUGUGGUCUUUUGCGCUGGGUUUGCCAGCUUGAUACUUUGGGUUAGUGGCAAUCACAGGGACGAGAUCUCGACUGAGCAGGAUAUUGAGAGUGACCAAAACUCCUUUCUUUCUAUUGGAGACGCCAGCCAAGAAAAUGCUUCUCAGGAUCAGAUCAAGCCAAGAAAAGACGAACUCCAAACCUCAUUAUACACUCUCGGAGCUGGAACCUCGAGCGAUCUCAUCGGGGUUGGCGUUUUCACUCAUGUUUACAAUCUUGGCCAAGGAAGAGUGCGCAAGGUUCCUGCUCCUGAUCCCGAUAACCUUGCCCUUGCUCUAGAAUCGAUUCGAAAAGAAGGCGAUAUCUACGAGCAUCUUGGCAAUCACCCAAGAGUUGUCAAAUGCCUCGCUAAGGGAGAUCUCUUUGUGGACCUCGAGUUUGCCCCAUAUGGACACCUCGAGGACUAUUUAAAGAUCCACCACGAUAUAUCUGACAGCUGUCGCAUUCAGUUUGCACAGGAGAUUAUUGAAGCUGUUGUUUUCAUCCACAGCAAGGGCAUUGUUCAUUCCGAUCUUGCCGCCCGUCAGUUUCUCGUUGACGAAGCUCUCCAUGUUCGCCUCAGCGACUUCGGAUUCUCUGGCUUCGGCGGCGGCGAUGUCCUUGGCUUCGAGAACUCAUCACACCAUUUGCCUCGAGAUAUUGAUGGCGAUAUGCCAAGCAGUAUCCAGUCUGAUUUAUUUGCACUCGGGUCAACACUCUACGAGGUCAUCACCAGCACACCACCAUACCAAGGAAAAUCGGACGAUGUCAUUGUACAUCUCUACAGUAGUAGAUCGUUUCCUGAUGUCACGGGGAUCCUCUGCGGGCACAUCAUUACGGGCUGCUGGCAGGGAAGCUUCUCGAGCGCAGCGGAAGUGCUGCAAGGCUUUUUAGGUGCGGUAUGA
Cordyceps militaris CM01 is the source of this 963-nucleotide messenger RNA. Its product is annotated as Protein kinase-like domain. The transcript is spliced from 2 exons. NCBI's taxonomy places the organism in Eukaryota, Fungi, Ascomycota, Sordariomycetes, Hypocreales, Cordycipitaceae. Bases 1 to 963 code for a protein of 320 amino acids. Gene Ontology annotation, biological process: protein phosphorylation. The record is from RefSeq and is a predicted model, not a curated record. Gene Ontology annotation, molecular function: ATP binding; protein tyrosine kinase activity.